AAUAUUUAUUUUGAAAAUAUAUGUACCGAAUAUAAAAAAAAAAAUUAUAUAUAUAUAUAUAUAUUAGAAGUCUUUUUUUUUUUUUUUUUUAGCAAAUUUAAUAAAAUGAUUUAUAUAGAUAUUGAAUCAUUUAAAAUGAUUUUACCAAAUUAAACAAUCCAAAUCUUGAAAAAACUAGUAUAAAUACAACAUAAUAAACUCUAUAUCAUAUAUGUAUGUACCUUCCCACUAUAUUUCACCAUCAAACAAUGCAAUCUUCCUCAACCUCCAAAGAUGACGAGGAGAAUGCGCUUUUAAACUCACUACCAAAAGCGCGUUUCUGGAACAUAGUUGAAUUGCGUCAGUGGGACGGCUACUGGUUCGAGCCCGGCCUAUUGAAAUCCGCCAUAACCUUCAGAUCAAGCUUCCAUGCCCGAAACGACGACGUUCUGCUUGCGUCACCCAUCAAAACCGGCACCACGUGGCUCAAAUCUCUUUCUCUCUGCAUCAUGACCCGAAACCUCCAAACCCUAGACGAAGACGAAGAAGACGACAUCCUAACCAAAGGGAGCCCCCAUUUCCACGUACCCACCGUGGAAAUCUCGGUUUACUCAACCGAGGAGGCUGCGCCGCCGCGGGCCGCCAUCUAUGAGGCGGCGGCGUCCGCCGCCGCCCCACGCCUCCUCCACACCCACCUGCCGUACGCAGUCCUCCCGGACUCCGUCAAGGAAUCGGAGGGCUGCAAAAUCGUGUACAUCGCCCGAAACCCAAAGGACACGCUGAUCUCGAUGUGGCACUUCUUAAACUCGCAGUUCGAGACGCUGACCGACGGCGGCGGCGGCGGCGGCCCGUUUCCGUUGGAGGAUGCCGUGGACUGCUUCUGCUCGGGCGUCCACAUCUACGGCUCGUUCUUCGACCACGUGGCGGAGUACUGGGCCGAGAGCAGGAAAAGGCCCGAGAAAAUACUGUUUGUGAAGUACGAGGAUCUGAAGUGUGAGCCGAAGAGAUAUGUUUCGGAGAUCGCGGAGUUCUUGGGGAGGCCGUUCGGAGAAGAGGACGAAGUUGGAGUCAACGAGGUUUUGAGGAGGUGCAGUUUGGAGAGGCUAAAGAAUUUGGAGGUGAACAAGACUGGUUCGGUUGUUUUCCCUUGUCCUAAUAGUUCUUAUUUUCGAAAAGGUGAAGUUGGUGAUUCGAAGAACUAUUUGACGGCCGAGAUGGAACGAAGAAUCGACGAAACUAGCCGCCUCAAGCUCGAGCCUUUCGGCCUCUUUCUUUAGCUAAUUCGUUGCUAUUACAGGGUGGACUUAAAUUUAUGGGUUCGAUGAAAAAAUAAUUAUGACACUUUUUGCAUUAA
Erythranthe guttata (spotted monkey flower) is the source of this 1333-nucleotide messenger RNA. RefSeq names its product cytosolic sulfotransferase 5. Gene Ontology annotation, molecular function: sulfotransferase activity. The record is from RefSeq and is a predicted model, not a curated record. Lineage: Eukaryota; Viridiplantae; Streptophyta; Magnoliopsida; Lamiales; Phrymaceae.